Messenger RNA from Chenopodium quinoa (quinoa), 1425 nucleotides. RefSeq names its product transcription termination factor MTERF9, chloroplastic-like. Gene Ontology annotation, biological process: regulation of DNA-templated transcription; chloroplast organization. Bases 85 to 1287 code for a protein of 400 amino acids. The record is from RefSeq and is a predicted model, not a curated record. Gene Ontology annotation, cellular component: chloroplast. The transcript has a single exon. NCBI's taxonomy places the organism in Eukaryota, Viridiplantae, Streptophyta, Magnoliopsida, Caryophyllales, Amaranthaceae. Gene Ontology annotation, molecular function: double-stranded DNA binding.
CCAACUCAGUAUCAGUAUCAGUAUCAGUGUAAUUGUGUUAUAUUAGAACGAGCAUACUAAGAACAAAAACAGAGUUUGGAAGGGAUGCUUAAAAUUCGCAGCAAUUUCAAUGGCGUCCAAGCUCUCAACUUCAUCCAUGGAUUCCGUCAUCUUUUACUCUAUUCAACUUCAUCUUCAAUACCUACUCAAGUCAACUCUGGUUUCACAAAUUACUUGGUUGAUUUUCUAGGGUUUUCCAAGCAACAAGCUCUUUCAACUUCCUCUAAGCUCAUUCAGAAUCGCUUAGGUCGAGGUGCAAAAAAGGUCAGUGAAUUCUAUUUCAUUGAAAAUGCUAAUUCUGUAAUUACAUUCUUCAAACAAAUUGGAUUGGAUCAAUCUCAUAUUCGAAACGCUGUAGUUUCUGAACCCCAAAUUUUGUUGUGUAAUGUUGAUAAAAUCCUAGCUCCGAAGACCCAAGUUCUUCGUGAUUUGGGGUUCUCUGGGUCUGAUUUUGCUAAGCUUAUAAAGGUGAAUCCUUCUAUAUAUUUUAUGGGUUUAGAUUCCAAUAUUGUUCCUGCAAUCCAAGCUUUGAGAGAAAUUAUGGGAUGUGAACACCUAGUGAUUAGAAUUCUGAAAAAAUCGAAUGGUUUGAGGCUUUCGUGUAUUCCCAAAGUGUUGGUGCCUAAUGUAGCUUUGUUGCGGAGUUAUGGAAUUUCCAUUGAAUCAAUCCGGAAAUGCCUUCUUAGGGAUGCAUCCCCGUUUCUUCGAAACGUCGAUUUUUUUGAGAAUGCAAUGAUUAAGGUUGGAGAGAAAUUGGGGAUUUCUAGUGUGUCUCCGCGGUUCUUGUCCGGUAUCAUGUUACUGACCUCUGUUAGCGAGAAGACUAUUGAGUUGAAACGAGAAGUGUUUAAAAGUUUUGGGUGGACUGAGUCUGAUAUUACAACUCUUUCAUCAUCAAGUCCUUUUCUUUUGGCACUCUCUGAAGCUACCAUCAAGAAAAAAUUGGAUUUUCUUAUGAACGAGCUGGGUUACGAGCCUAGUUACUUGUCAAAGAGGUGUAACCUGUUAACUUGUAGCCUGGAGAAGAGAAUAUUGCCUAGGCAUAAGACCCUCAUUGUCUUGAAGGAGAAAGGAUUUAUUAAGGCAGAUUACAACUUUCAAACUUGCAUUUCAGUGACCGAGUCUCAGUUCUUGAAGAAGUUCGUGUUACCAUUUAAGGAAGUCCAUGGAAUUUAUUCCCAACACGCAGGUAUUAGUUUGGAGUUUCUGACUCUUGGAUCAUCGAAAACAAAUUCCAAUGCAUCUUGAUGCUUGGUAAGCCUGCAAUUCAGCAUGUAACAUUUAUUUUAUUGAGAUUAGUAAUUUCACCAAAAACACUCCAAUGCAUCCUUCUAGCUGAUGAAAGAACGGUUGAAUAAAAAUUUGUUAUCUUUGAGUUUUGACUCA